AUGAAGCUGUCCGUGUCGCUCUCUGCCAUCCUCGUUCUCCUCCCUACCCUCGUAGCUGCCACUGUAUCUCCCCUAGAUGCCGGCCACGGUGGUCUCUACAUGGGUGGAUUCGGUAAUGGUGGAUUCAACCGUGGAGGAAACAACCAGAACAAGCAGAAUAACCAGGGUGGCAAUAACAACAAUGGAAAUAACGGUGCCGCUUCGUCUAGCAGCGCCGCUGUCACCACUUCGGCAUCUGCUGCCACCACCUCUGCUGCCGCCGCUACGACUUCCAGUGCUGCUGCCACUACCUCGAGUGCCGCCGCUGCCACUGCAAGCGCGAGUGCGUCUGUAGCUGCCAACAACAACGGCCGUGGUCGUAAUCGUGGUGGUAAUAACGGCAACAACAACAACGGCAAUAACAACAAUGGCAACAAUAACAACGGGAACAACAAUAACGGGAAUAAUAACAACAACGGGAAUGCUACAACGA
Acaulospora colombiana is the source of this 472-nucleotide messenger RNA. NCBI's taxonomy places the organism in Eukaryota, Fungi, Glomeromycota, Glomeromycetes, Diversisporales, Acaulosporaceae. The record is from the annotation of a GenBank genome assembly.